CAGAGCACUGAAAUCAGACUCUCUGUUUCUUUUCGCCUUCCGUUUUCACAUUCGAUUCGAACUCUCUUCCUCUCUUUCUCUCUCUAUAUCGAAGAAGAUCGAAGGCGAGGCUCGGCGUGUUUGACCGUUCGAAUUGGCCCAGUCUGAUCGGUUUGCCGUCUCUUUCUGGCGGGAUUCGCCUUCAGCUGCUCUCCAAUGGCGCUGCGGGGAUCGUACGGUCUCAGUCCUCAAUUAGAUAUUGAGCAACUACAACUGGAAGCCCAACAUCGGUGGCUUCGGCCUGCUGAAAUCUGUGAAAUUCUUCGCAAUUAUCAGAAAUUUCAGAUCUCGUCCGAACCCCCAAAUAGGCCACCAAGUGGUUCCCUAUUUCUGUUUGACCGGAAGGUUCUGAGAUACUUUAGGAAAGAUGGGCAUAAUUGGAGGAAGAAAAAAGAUGGCAAAACUGUGAAGGAAGCACAUGAGAAGCUAAAGGUUGGAAGUGUUGAUGUGCUGCACUGCUACUAUGCUCAUGGUGAAGACAAUGAGAAUUUUCAAAGACGUAGUUAUUGGAUGCUUGAACAGGAUCAGCACAUUGUUUUCGUCCACUACUUGGAAGUUAAGGGAAAUAGAGCAAAUGUUGAUAGCAUCAGGGAGCAUGAUGAUGUCUCCAGUUUAAAUCAGGGCAGUCCGUUGUCCUUCAGCUUUACUGCAAACCACAGUGCAACACCAUCAGGAAACACUGACUCCACAAGCCCUACCAGUACUCUGACGCAAUUAUGUGAAGAUGCUGAUUCUGGAGACAUCCGUCAAAUGAGUUCUGGUUUCCAUUUGAUUGAGUCAAUGCACCAGCAGAGAGCUCCUGGGAUUGAUAAGGUGGAUGCUGCAGCUUUGAAUAACCAUCUCUCAUAUUCUCCUCCAGGCAAUCUUGAAGACCAGCGCACAAAUCCUGGUGUACAAUUUAAUUCAAGUGUGGACAUUAAUGGACCAAGAAGUAGUGUUGGUGGCAUUUCAAUUCAGAAGUCACUUGGUUUGGCAUCAUGGGAAGAUAUUCUGAGACAAUCCUUGGCAGGAUCUGAUGGCCUACCUUCUAAUGCAUCAACAUCCUCUAGCCAAGCAGCAACCUCAGGAGUCCUUGUGCAAGAAAAUUCGAUCUUAAGUGACCUUUUAGGAGGAGAUACUUCCAUUAAACAAACGUUUGUUUCCUCUGCACAAUUCCAGCCAAAUUGGCAGAACAAUGGUGAAGGCAAUUCUCUUCACACAUCUGGAUGGUCCGUGGACCAUCCAUUGGAGUUGGACUUGGCUUAUGAACCACACUCUAGGUUACUUGAGCAAAUAAAACAUGAUAUGGAUUCUCAAAUAGGGUUUGAGCAGCCAGAGUCAGUUUAUUGUCAACCUAACCAGCAAUGGGAGCAGCACGGAUUGGGUAACUUUUCAAACACUGAAAAUCCCGAUAUAUUGAACUCGAAUUCAGGGAGAGAUGUUCCUACAGAUGGAGAUGCCAACUAUUCUUUUGCUGCGAGACGGCUACUAAAAGAUGGAGAAGAGAGCCUGAAGAAAGUAGACAGCUUCUCUAGGUGGGUUUCUAAAGAACUGGGAGAAGUCGAAAGUUUGCAGAUGCAGUCUUCAUCAGGGUUAUCCUGGAGCACUGUCGAAUGUGAAAAUGCGGUUGAUGAAUCCUCAUUGAGCCCCUCCAUUUCCCAGGACCAGCUUUUCAGCAUUGCUGACUUUUCUCCCAAGUGGGCUUACACUGACUCUAAAAUUGAGGUACUGAUCGUAGGAGCAUUCUUGAAGAAUCAAAGAGAGGUGGCACAGUGUAACUGGUCAUGUAUGUUUGGGGAAGUGGAGGUUCCAACACGAGUUUUAGGCGAUGGGCUUCUUUCUUGCCUAGCUCCAAGCCACAGUGUUGGACAAGUCCCUUUUUAUGUUACGUGUUCCAAUAGGUUGGCUUGUAGUGAAGUUCGUGAAUUUGAUUAUCGAGCAGGCUCUGCGAAUGUGGAUGUGAGAGAUGUGUACAGUUUUUACAUGAAUGAGAUACACUUUCAUACGCAACUAGAGAAGCUCUUGUCAUUGAGUUCUAUCAGAAAUCUGGACAUUUCUUAUGAGGGCCUUAUGGAGAAACGGAAAAUUAUUAACAAGAUCAUAGCAUUGAAGGAGGAAGAUGAGAACGUGCAGGUGUUAGAGGCUGCAUCUGAGAGUUCCUUUCAGAGCCAGACGAAGGAACGGGCUCUUCAGACAAUUACAAAAGAGAAGCUGUACUCAUGGCUCCUUCAUAAAGUUGUUGAAGGUGGUAAGGGACCUUGUCUAUUAGAUGAACAAGGGCAAGGUGUACUACAUUUAGCUGUUGCUCUUGGUUAUGAUUGGGCCAUUAGACCAAUUUUAGCUGCUGGAGUUAGUAUCAAUUUCCGUGAUGCUAAUGGAUGGACAGCACUUCAUUGGGCUGCAUUCUGUGGCAGGGAGCAGACAGUUGCUGCUCUUGUCUCCCAUGGCGCUUCUCCUGGUGUUCUUUCAGACCCAUCCCCAGAAUUUCCCUUGGGCCGAACGCCUGCUGACCUUGCUUCAGUCAAUGGGCACAAAGGAAUUUCAGGCUUUCUUGCAGAGUCUUCUUUGACCAGCUAUCUCAAGGAACUCACAGUGACCGAACCGAAUGAAGAUGCUGCCUCAGAAGUUACUGGACCAAAGGCUUUCCACACUCUCUCCGAGCGGUCAGCGACUCCUUUCAGUCAUGGUGAUGUGCCAGAGGCCCUCUCACUGAAGGACUCCUUGACAGCUGUCUGUAAUGCGACGCAAGCCGCUGAUCGUAUACAUCAGAUGUUCAGGAUACAGUCUUUCCAGAGGAAACAGCUGGAGUUUGGUGUUGAUGAGUCUGAAUUAGAUGAACAAGCUCUUUCUCUUACAGCUGCUAGGAACCGCAGGGCUUUGGCGAGUAAUGGGCUUGCUCAUACUGCCGCAAUACAAAUACAGAAGAAGUUCCGGGGUUGGAAGAAGAGAAAAGAGUUCCUAAUCAUUCGGCAAAGAAUUGUUAAAAUCCAGGCUCAAUGGAGAGGACAUCAGGUGAGGAAACAGUAUAGAACCAUCAUCUGGUCCGUAGGGAUCCUUGAGAAGAUUAUAUUAAGGUGGAGGCGCAAAGGCAGUGGCUUGCGGGGAUAUAAGUCUGAGACCGUCAGUAAGGAUCCGAUUCAACAGGUCGUGCCCCAGAAAGAGGACGAUUACGACUUUCUCAAGGAAGGACGUAAGCAGACUGAGGAGCGGUUGCAAAAGGCUCUUACUAGGGUUAAGUCUAUGGUUCAAUAUCCUGAGGCUAGGGCUCAGUACCGCAGGAUACUGACUGUUUGCGAAGGUUUCCGUGAAAAGAAGGGAUGUGAGAUGGUUCUGAACAGCACCAAGGAAGCAGUCGAAGGGGAAGAUGACAUGGUCGACAUCGACUCUCUGUUGGAUGACGAUGCUCUCAUGUCCAUGACAUUUGAAUGAGGAGCAUUUGACUCGCAAAAAGAGAUGAAAUUUCUAAUUUAAUUACCUUCACCUCACCUGUACAUAAAUUCUGCCAGUGGUUUGCUGCAGCAGUGUAGGGUGUCUUAUUAAUUAGAAUGCACUUACACAUAUAUAAACAAAUAUCUGUUCGUAUAUGUUCUUACCAUUUCACCGGUAUAGUAAAUUGUCUUUGAGUAGCCUGAACAGGUAUGAGAUAGAUACUGUCGGGUGAAUAUUGUUCGUUUGAACAGGUUGAUCCUGGUGAUAUGCAAUGGAUCUCGAAUUAACUUAA
Molecule: messenger RNA, 3739 nt
Organism: Punica granatum (pomegranate)
Lineage: Eukaryota; Viridiplantae; Streptophyta; Magnoliopsida; Myrtales; Lythraceae
Source: RefSeq, a predicted model, not a curated record